This is a messenger RNA of Spirodela intermedia, 1727 nucleotides long. The record is from the annotation of a GenBank genome assembly. Lineage: Eukaryota; Viridiplantae; Streptophyta; Magnoliopsida; Alismatales; Araceae.
AUGCCGUUCCCACGCCGGCGCGUUGGCCUCUCGCUUGGCCUUACUCUUCUCUUACUCGUGCUGCCACUCCCCGGCGACUGCGACAACGCCACCAAUGCACAUUGGGUACCCGCCACCGCGACUUGGUACGGCGCCGCCGAGGGCGACGGCAGCGACGGUAAGGGCCUCGCCCCCGGCUAUCCCGCCGCAUGCUUCUGCCGUCAUCUGCCAAGUAGAAAAACUGUAAACCCUCGGGGAGCCCUCCUCUGUGAACAGUGUUUCCUCUCUUCCGCUUCUUCUUCGACUCCACAUGGGAUGUGGCUUUUUUAGCCGUUGGAAGGGUCCACACUGGGAUGCUACAGAACACAUUGACCGAUAAUUUUCCCUACGGGGGUCUCCUUUCCGUGCAUGUCAUGUCAGAGGCUAGAGCCUCUUCUGGGGCGGGGGGAAUGUAGGGGAUGACUUUUCGAGGGCAUUUUAUUCUUCGUAAGCCCUCCUUUUAUCGAGCAAUGGCUGUUUGGCACUGGGUUUAUGCUUCUUCUCGCGGUUUUCAGGAGGGGCUUGCGGGUACGGGUCUCUGGUCGACGUGCGGCCGCUGCGGGCGAGGGUGGGGGCGGUGAGCCCGGUGCUGUUCAAGGACGGCGAAGGAUGCGGCGCCUGCUACAAGGUGAAGUGCGUCAUGGACCAGAGCAUCUGUUCUCGCCGGCCGGUGACCAUCAUCAUCACCGACGAGUGCCCCGGUGGGUACUGCGCCAACGGCAACACCCACUUCGACCUCAGCGGGGCGGCCUUCGGCCGCAUGGCUAUCGCCGGCUUCGGCUCCGAGCUCCGCAACCGGGGGAUGAUCCCCGUCCUCUUCCGCAGGUGCGACCCCUUGUCUCCUCGAGAGCCGGCCCCUCUCUGCCAUCUUCUGGCCGGAGCUUCCCUCGUCUCCUUUUGCUUCUUGUCCCCUUCUCCAUUGAGUAAAACGACGCAGUAACUCCCAUUUAGUAGCAACCGUAGCAGGAAGAGAGAGGAGAGGCGCCAUUCACUCUAACGCCGGCGGCCUCCUCCCCAUUAAUGUGACCUGCCGCGCCUGAAGAGUCCAUUUUUAUACUGGCGUGAAAGCUAACCAACCGAACGUAAUAUGCAGGACUCCAUGCAAGUACAGGGGCAUGAAUAUAGCUUUCCGCGUGAACGAGGGCUCCACUGAGUACUGGCUCUCUCUUCUCGUCGAGUUUGAGGACGGAGAUGGAGACGUCGGAUCCAUGCACAUACAAGAAGUAACUCUCUCUCUCUCUCUCUCUCUCUCAUGCCAUGGUGGAUCCAUCCCUUUUCAAUGAUAUAACCAAGCUUUUGCCGCCAUCAGAGCCCUCGUCGAUGGCUUUUGCUACCGACUUUUUGCGGCUCGCGCGCUUUGCCGCUGGCUUUUCCUACCGACAGUCGGGGUCUCCGGCACGAUGAGCGCUCACCGGCGCCGCCCCCCGCCGUGUUUUUAGCUCCUUUCUCCGUCACGCUCGAGCGCAUGGCUAGCUUUUUCAGCCGGCGUACUGAUCUCUGUGCGGCCUCUGCAGGCGGGCUCGGCCGAGUGGCUGGAGAUGAAGCACCUGUGGGGCGCCAACUGGGCCAUCAUCGGCGGACCUCUAAGCGGCCCCUUCUCCGUGAAGCUGACCACCUUGUCCACGCAGACGACUCUGUCAGCGCGUGAUGUCAUCCCCAAGAACUGGUCUCCCAAGGCCACCUACACCAGCGGCCUCAAUUUCGCCUGA